AUGAAUAACUUCGUCUUGGGAUUGCAAAUCUCACGGACAUUCGAUGCCAUCUGGGUGAUUGUGGAUCGGUUGACUAAGUCAGCACAUUUCUUGGCCAUCAAGAAGACAGAUGGAGCUGCUGUUUUGGCUAGGAAGUUUGUGCGAGAGAUUGUGAGGCUGCAUGGAGUGCCAGCUAGUAUUGUGUCAGACCGUGAUCCCAGAUUCACUUCAGAGUUUUGGAGGGCGUUUCAGGCAGAGAUGGGCACUAAGGUGCAUCUGAGUACAGCUUAUCAUCCGCAGACAUAUGGUCAGUCAGAGAGGACUAUUCAGACUUUGGAGGAUUUGCUGAGGAUGUGUGUGUUGGAUUGGGGUGGCCAUUGGGCAGAUCACCUGAGCUUAGUUGAGUUUGCAUACAACAACAGCUUUCAGGCGAGUAUUGGCAUGGCUCCAUUUGAGGCUUUGUAUGGGAGGCCAUGUAGGACACCCCUAUGCUGGACCCAAGUGGGGGAGCGCAGCAUGUAUGGAGCUACUUAUGUUCAGGAGACGACAGAGAAGGUUCGUGUUGUGAGGCUGAACAUGAAGGAGGCUCAGGAUAGGCAGAAGAGUUAUGCAGAUAGACGCAGACGAGAGCUUGAGUUUCAGGUUGGAGAUAGAGUUUAUCUCAAGAUGGCUAUGUUGAGGGGUCCUAACAGAUCCAUAGCAGAGAACAAGCUGAGUUUUUCAUGUGUCGAUGCUGAGGAAGUGUCUUCACCUACAGAGGAGUUAGUGGCUAGGAUUCCAGAGGAUCUUCAGCCAGAUUUGACAGUGCCGCAGUGCCUGAGGAUUUUAGAGAGGAGGGAAAAGGUUCUGAGGAACAAGAGGAUUCCCUUACUGAGGAUUUUGUGGGAUUGCAGUGGUUCUACAGAGGAGACUUGGGAGCCAGAGGCAAAGAUGAAGUUGAAGUUCAGGAAGUGGUUCGACAAGCAGGUCGAGGAGUGA
Microthlaspi erraticum is the source of this 957-nucleotide messenger RNA. The record is from the annotation of a GenBank genome assembly. Lineage: Eukaryota; Viridiplantae; Streptophyta; Magnoliopsida; Brassicales; Brassicaceae.